Lacerta agilis (Sand lizard) is the source of this 1363-nucleotide messenger RNA. RefSeq names its product low density lipoprotein receptor adapter protein 1-like. The coding region runs from base 42 to 1064 and encodes 340 amino acids. The record is from RefSeq and is a predicted model, not a curated record. The transcript is spliced from 8 exons. NCBI's taxonomy places the organism in Eukaryota, Metazoa, Chordata, Lepidosauria, Squamata, Lacertidae.
CUCUGUCCGUCCGUCCGUCCGUCCCGUCCGGUCCCUUCCCGAUGGAGGCGCUGCGGGCGGCGGGACGGGCCGUGCUGCGGAGCCCCAGCCUCGCCCGACACCGCCUGGGCGUCGCCCGCCUCCGCCGCCACCAGCUGCCGGAGUCGUGGUCCGACAUGCGGGAGCCGCUGCUGGAGGGGAUGGGCUUCGGUCUCAAGUACCUGGGCAUGACGCUGGUGGAGAAGCCCAAGGGGGAGGACAUGGCCAGCGCCGCCAUCCACCGGAUCCUCGCCACGGCUCGGGUGGGGCCCAAGAAAUUCCGGAAGGUGAUCUUGACUGUCUCCCCGCGAGGACUCUCUCUGCAAGAUGCUGAGACAAAGGAGACCAUUGAGACCAUCUCCAUCUACAGGAUUUCCUAUUGCACCACAGACAAGCUGCAGAACAAAGUCUUUGCCUACGUGGCACAGAACCCCCAGAGCGGUGCCCUCGAGUGCCACGCCUUUCUGUCACCCAAGAAGAAGAUAGCCCAGGCUGUGACUCUGACGGUGGCUCAGGCCUUCCAGGUGGCCCUGGAUCUCUGGGAGGCUGCGCAGGCAGGCUCCAGGGAAGGGGAGCAGGAGAAGAAGCCCUCCUUGAGUCCGCUGUGCCCCCCUGUGGAAAGCACCCGCCCACCUGGCAGGUCUCCCCUUGGCAGCCCCCCCUUCAAGACCAACUUUGAGCUGCGUAGAGGAGAGGGGCCGCCCCACCACAGGUGUGGGGGGGCUUGCAUUUGGGGGCUCCCCAGUUGCCCGCUUCCAGUCAGUGGCGGCCUGGGGCUGCAGCCCCCCCAGCAGCUGCCUGCCUCCAGGGACAUUUUUCUGAGGCUGCUUCUCCUCAUCCUUCUCCUGCCACUCGCCGUGUCUCCACUGCUCAUCUCCAGCACAGCCUCUGCUGCCCCUUGUCUGUCACCCACAAAGGACCAGCUGCCCCCCACCCCUGGGAACCCUCAGCAGCAACCCAGGCCAGCCCCUCACCCAGCUGGCCCGUGGGGCAUUCAGCAGGGAUCCUCAGCCCCAGGACCUCUUCUGCAGGGUGGGGCAGCAUGAGUCUUGGGGGUGGGUGCACUAGGCCUCCUCAUGGUGCUCUUGAGGCCUGAACAUUGGGGGGGGGCAGCAUUCAGAUUCCCGUCAGUCCUCACCCACCCUAUAUUGAGGAGGGCUGUGUUGAGUGUAGAUAAAUCCUUCCCUCUGCUGCCCCCCCCCCCGCCGUCCAGCUCUGGUGGGAAGGCAGCCCCCUCCCCUCCCCACCAGCUGCUCAUCACUGCCAAAUCACAGCUUUGUAGCAAAAAGACUAGUUUUUAAUGUCCUUUUCUAAAGGGAAAUAAACCAUUUCUACUGUUGUUGUA